Molecule: messenger RNA, 1718 nt
Organism: Hermetia illucens (black soldier fly)
Lineage: Eukaryota; Metazoa; Arthropoda; Insecta; Diptera; Stratiomyidae
Product: phosphatidylinositol-glycan biosynthesis class W protein-like
Exons: 2
Coding region: 252-1709 (485 amino acids)
Biological process (GO): protein localization to plasma membrane; GPI anchor biosynthetic process
Cellular component (GO): membrane; endoplasmic reticulum
Molecular function (GO): glucosaminyl-phosphatidylinositol O-acyltransferase activity
Source: RefSeq, a predicted model, not a curated record
GUCAGCAACAUCUGAACGCAGCUGAUCGGCUGUCAAGUGCCUCAGGAAGUUGUUUUGAAUUUUCUCUGGUUUUAUAUCGAAAAGUUUUAUCCCAAAGAUGUAUGAAUAAUUGGACAGGACAAGAACUUGUUUGUUCAACGUAUAAAAUUCUAGUUAUUAAGUAUUUUUUAAAAGAUGUUUUGAGAGUGUUAAAAGUGUGGUAAAGGCAAAAAGCCGAGUUCAGUUUAGCGGGUGAUCGACAAAUUCGAAAAAUGGUAGAGAAUAUAACUUUGUAUGACCAAAUUGAAAAAGACGCUGAGGGCACGUCUGCUGCCUACGUGUUUGCGUUGAUAGUCCCCAACUUGCUCACGAUGCUCCUCACAUUCCUGUUGAAUUUGCACAGUCGUGUGCCCGGGACAGUGUCUAGAUUUUUAACAGAAUUCAUUGUAUUGUUUUACACCAUAGUUUUUAACGUUACUAUUCUAAGCGACUUCAUUGUGGAAGUUUUGUGCUUGUUGGUGCUUCUGACCGUUCCGUUGGUUCUGGUGAAUCUGCAUAAAUGUGCAGUAGCGCACGACACUCAGUGCGGUUCAUCCGGACACGAUGAUCGUCUAUUGGACUGCAAAGGUACGUUCCGGGGGAUCCAUUCUAUAACAAGCAACUUAGAGAUUCCCGCACAACAACCUGGCUAUGUGACGGUCAUCCGCUCAAUGAUUUUUCUAGUCACGGCCGUUUGCAUCCUUGCAGUGGACUUCAAAAUAUUUCCGGGUUAUUCCUUCAAGACCGAGACGUACGGAUGUAGUUUGAUGGAUGUCGGCAUCGGGCUGUUCGUGUGCAGUACCGCGAUCGUGGCCAAAAAACCGCCGGCGGGCUAUUUCAGGUCACGAAGGAACUUGUUUCGUUUGUUCGUAGGCAUUUCACCUUAUAUCGUCUUAGGCGUGGGACGAGCGCUGGUAAUUGAACAGUUAGACUAUCACCAGGGCGUUACUGAGUACGGAAAGAACUGGAAUGCUUUUCUGACGCUCGGAGCUACCAAGCUGUUUGCAACGCUGCUCGCAGGCACAGUUCCUCGUGAACAGCAUCUGUUGUACGUGGCCGUGCUAAUUCUGGGAUUGCACGAGGCUGGGCUGCAAUACAAAGUAGCAGGAUAUGUUAUGAGUCCCACGAUUCCACGGGACAAUUUUCUAGCAGCAAACCGUGAGGGAAUCGUCUCAAUUCCGGGUUUCGUGGGGCUAUAUUUGUCUGUUAUGUAUAUAGGAACUUUGAUUAGUUCCGCUUCGAAGACUAUCACGGCGAAGGAAUUUCUCCGUAAAGCUUCGGUUUUUGCACUGAUGUCGGCGUCUUUAUGGCCGAUGUGUCUUCAAGUCAAUGCAAUGUUCGCAAUAUCACGGAGGAUUUGCAACUUGGGCUACGUGGUCUGGAUCCUUGCAAUCCUUGUGUCUUUGAUCGUCUUUUCGAUGCUAAUCGAACUGUUCUGCACAAUCUUGUGUCAUUGCAAAGCCAAGGAUCGCAGCGAGUCUUAUGUUCCACUCAUCAUGCGGAGCAUCAACUACAACGGAUUGUUUUUCUUCCUGCUAGCAAACGUCCUCACGGGAAUGGUCAACAUGACCAUCGCCACCAGCAAGACCGACACUCUGCACAGUUUAUGGAUUUUAAUGAUUUACAUGCUCAUUAAUUGUUUAGUUGUAACGAUUUUAUACAAAAUCCAGAUUAAAAUUAAAUUCUGGUGACUCAACUCU